This is a messenger RNA of Nothoprocta perdicaria, 7005 nucleotides long. It is a transcript of the gene CACNA1H, whose product is annotated as calcium voltage-gated channel subunit alpha1 H. The transcript is spliced from 33 exons. NCBI's taxonomy places the organism in Eukaryota, Metazoa, Chordata, Aves, Tinamiformes, Tinamidae. Gene Ontology annotation, cellular component: plasma membrane; voltage-gated calcium channel complex; neuron projection. Gene Ontology annotation, biological process: neuronal action potential; calcium ion transmembrane transport; positive regulation of calcium ion-dependent exocytosis. Gene Ontology annotation, molecular function: voltage-gated sodium channel activity; low voltage-gated calcium channel activity. The coding region runs from base 28 to 6900 and encodes 2290 amino acids. The record is from RefSeq and is a predicted model, not a curated record.
CUCCUCACGUGGUUCGAGCACGUCAGCAUGCUGGUCAUCCUGCUGAACUGCGUCACCCUGGGCAUGUUCCAGCCCUGCGAGGACGUGGAGUGCCAGUCGGAGCGCUGCACCAUCCUGGAGGCAUUUGACGACUUCAUUUUCGCUUUCUUUGCGGUGGAGAUGGUCAUCAAGAUGGUGGCUCUGGGCAUCUUCGGGCAGAAGUGCUACCUUGGAGAUACGUGGAACCGCCUGGACUUCUUCAUCGUGAUGGCRGGCAUGAUGGAGUACUCGCUGGACGGCCACAACGUCAGCCUGUCGGCCAUCCGCACCGUCCGCGUCCUCAGGCCGCUGCGAGCCAUUAACAGGGUGCCAAGUAUGCGAAUACUCGUCACCCUGCUGUUAGAUACUCUGCCUAUGUUAGGCAACGUCCUCCUCUUGUGCUUCUUCGUCUUCUUCAUCUUUGGGAUCGUCGGCGUGCAGCUCUGGGCAGGGCUGCUGAGGAACAGGUGUUUCCUAGACAGGAACUUUGCCAUGACAUACAACCUUACCUUCCUGCAUCCGUACUACCGGACAGACGAAGCGGAGGAGAAUCCCUUCAUCUGCUCGUCCCAUCGUGAGAACGGCAUGCAGAAAUGCUCCAACAUCCCAAACAGGAAGGAGUACAAGGUGGAGUGCACCUUGAGCAUGGACUCCUACACUCCGAGUUUAUACAGCCCCGACUUCAGCAGCAGGAAUGCCUGCAUAAACUGGAACCAGUAUUACAAUGUAUGCAUGGCAGGGGAUGUAAACCCGCACAACGGAGCUAUCAAUUUUGAUAAUAUUGGCUACGCCUGGAUAGCUAUCUUUCAGGUUAUAACCCUGGAAGGAUGGGUUGACAUCAUGUAUUAUGUGAUGGAUGCACAUUCUUUUUACAAUUUUAUAUAUUUUAUAUUGCUUAUAAUAGUUGGUUCCUUCUUCAUGAUUAACUUGUGCCUGGUUGUGAUAGCAACACAGUUUUCUGAAACAAAGCAACGGGAGAACCAGCUGAUGCAGGAGCAGCGGGCCCGGUAUCUCUCCAAUGACAGCACAAUUGCCAGCUUCUCAGAGCCAGGUAGUUGCUACGAGGAGCUGCUCAAAUACAUCUGCCACAUCUUCAGGAAGGUGAAGCGGCGGACGAUACGCCUGUACAACAACUGGCAGAGCAAGCGCCGGAAAAAAGUGAACCCGAACAGCACCACGAAUGGGCAAAGCCGCCGGGGCAGGAAGCGCAUCACCUCCAUUCACCACCUCAUCCACCACCACCACCACCACCACCACCACUACCACAUCAGCAAUGGGAGCCCUCGGGGGCCGCGCUCCAACCCGGAGAUCUGUGACCUGGAACUCAAGGUCAUGAAACCCGGAGGCCAACUGAUGCUUCCCCCUCCAUCACCCAACCUGCAGAGCCCUGCUCCUCCUCCGGAUUCAGAGUCUGUGCACAGCAUUUAUCAUGCUGACUGUCACGUUGAAGGGCCACAGGUGAACUGUAAGUCUUCCAAUGCCCCUGCAAGCAUUAAAUUGACCACUGGACUCUCCAACCAUGGCAACAUGAACUAUCCUACCAUCCUGCCUUCUCCGACUAGCAAAGCCAGUUCUGUUCCAGUUCCCAAAGGAAAGAAGAAUGGUAAUUCACCUGUGGCCAUGGUUAAUAGCCCAGUAAAUCUGGGCACGGAUCCUUAUGGGAAGCUGCAACAACUGGUAGGAGAGCAUGGUCUGCGGCGGACGCCCAGCCGCCUGUCGGGGCUGAGCGUGGCCUGCCCGCUGCCCGGCCCCGCCGGCGCCACGCUGACCUGUGAGCUGCAGAACUGCCCCUUCUGCGCCACCAUCCUGGAGGACCCCGAGCUGGCCUUCAGCGAGUCUGACAGCUACGACUCGGACAGCAACAACGGCGUCUACGAGUUCACGCAGGACCUGCGGCACGGCGACCAGCGCGACCAGCUCCAGCAGCAGCAGCAGCAGCGGGGCCGCCGGAGGAAGAAGAAGAAGCCCAAGGAGAGGAACAGGGUCGCCCGGCUCUGGAAAGCUUUCGGCACCAAGCUGAAAAGGAUCGUGGAGAGCAAGUACUUCAACCGCGGGAUCAUGAUCGCCAUCCUGAUCAACACGCUGAGCAUGGGCAUCGAGUACCACGAGCAGCCAGAUGAGUUGACCAAUGCCCUGGAGAUCAGUAACAUUGUCUUCACCAGCAUGUUCGCCCUGGAGAUGCUCCUCAAGCUCCUUGCGUUUGGCCUCUUUGGCUACAUCAAGAACCCCUACAACAUCUUCGAUGGGAUUAUUGUUGUCAUCAGUGUCUGGGAGAUCAUCGGCCAGUCGGAUGGAGGCCUCUCUGUGCUGCGAACCUUUCGGCUGCUCAGGGUGCUGAAGCUGGUGCGCUUCAUGCCUGCUCUCCGUCGCCAGCUGGUGGUCCUCAUGAAGACUAUGGACAACGUGGCCACUUUCUGCAUGUUGCUCAUGCUCUUCAUCUUUAUCUUCAGCAUUCUCGGCAUGCAUCUUUUUGGAUGCAAGUUCAGCCUAAAAACUGAUACAGGAGACACAGUUCCAGACAGAAAGAAUUUUGAUUCCUUGCUUUGGGCCAUUGUGACAGUCUUCCAGAUCCUCACUCAAGAGGACUGGAAUGUGGUCCUCUACAAUGGGAUGGCCUCCACGUCCUCCUGGGCAGCKCUCUACUUCGUGGCCCUGAUGACCUUCGGCAAUUACGUGCUCUUCAACCUUCUCGUUGCCAUUCUGGUAGAAGGCUUCCAAGCAGAGGGUGAUGCCAAUAAGUCAGACACAGAUGAGGACAAGACAUCUGCCAACUUUGAUGAUGAUUUUGAGAAGUUGAAAGAUCUCCGAGCAACAGAGAUGAAGAUGUACUCGCUCGCCGUCACGCCAAACGGGCACUUGGAGGGCAGGGGCAGCAUGCCACCUCCUAUAAUCAUGCGCACCGCUGCCACCCCUAUGCCCACGCCGAAGUGCUCCCCACACAUGGAUUCGGUGCACGCUUUUGUGGACUCGAGGAGAGGGAGCAAUGCUUCACUAGACCCCGUGAGCUACGACCAGAAGUCCUUGUCUAGCCUCCGCAGCUCCCCUUGUGCCAACUGGGGGACCAGCAGCAACUGGGGCAGCCGACGCUCGAGCUGGAACAGCCUGGGCAGAGCCCCAAGCCUCAAAAAGAAGAACCAGUCGGGAGAAAGAGAGUCCUUGCUCUCAGGGGAGGGGAAAGGCAGCACAGACGACGAUUCUGAUGACGCCAAGUCCAGCACGGUGAGCAGGGCCUCGCUGCACCGCCGGGCAGAGUCCCUGGACUACCGCAGCGCCCUGGACCUGCCCGAGCUGCUGCAGCUGCCCGCCCUGCGCCACUCGCUCAGCAUCAGCCCCGUGGCCGUUGUGCCCGCCGAGUACCAGGACUGCAACGGCAAGAUGGUGCACGUGCCCAGCGAGUUCUUCCUGCGCAUCGACAGCCACAAGGAGGACGCGCCGGACUACGAGGACGACAUGGAGGACAGUUACUGCUACCGGAUUCGUAAAGUCUUAGAGCCCUACAAACCAGAGUGGUGCAAGAAUCAUGAAGAUUGGUCCCUCUACCUGUUUUCCCCACAAAAUCGGUUCCGGGUGAUGUGCCAGAAAGUCAUUGCCCACAAAAUGUUUGAUCAUGUAGUGCUGGUCUUCAUAUUUCUCAACUGCAUCACGAUAGCGCUGGAGCGACCAGAUAUAGACCCACAGAGCMUGGAAAGGAUAUUCCUAAGUGUUUCCAAUUACAUUUUCACUGCAAUCUUUGUGGCUGAAAUGAUGGUUAAGGUGGUAGCUCUUGGCUUCUUCUCUGGGGAGAACACCUAUCUCCAGAGCAGCUGGAAUGUCCUAGAUGGAGUCCUGGUCUUUGUAUCUAUCAUUGACAUUAUUGUCUCCAUGGCAUCGGCAGGCGGAGCAAAGAUCCUGGGUGUUCUUCGAGUGUUGAGACUUCUGCGGACCUUGAGACCUCUCCGAGUCAUCAGCAGAGCCCCAGGUCUGAAGCUGGUGGUGGAAACCUUGAUCUCCUCCUUGAGGCCUAUUGGGAAUAUCGUUCUCAUCUGCUGUGCUUUCUUCAUUAUCUUUGGGAUUUUAGGGGUGCAGCUUUUUAAAGGCAAAUUCUACUACUGUGAUGGUCCUGACGUGAAAAACAUCACUACGAAGACUGACUGCACUAAUGCGCGCUACAAAUGGGUUCGGAGGAAGUACAAUUUUGACAAUUUGGGACAGGCUCUCAUGUCCUUGUUUGUCCUCUCCUCCAAAGACGGCUGGGUGAACAUCAUGUACGAUGGUCUGGAUGCUGUGGGCAUUGACCAACAGCCCAUCCAGAACCAUAACCCUUGGAUGCUUCUCUACUUCAUCUCCUUCCUGCUCAUCGUCAGUUUCUUCGUGCUCAACAUGUUUGUGGGGGUGGUCGUGGAGAACUUCCACAAGUGCCGGCAGCACCAGGAGGCGGAGGAGGCCCGGCGGCGGGAGGAGAAGCGGCUGAGACGCUUGGAGAAAAAGCGCAGGAAAGCCCAGCGCAGACCCUACUACGCGGACUACUCCCCGGCGCGGAAGUACAUCCACAGCCUCUGCACCAGCCACUACCUGGACCUCUUCAUCACCUUCAUCAUCGGGGUCAACGUCAUCACUAUGUCAAUGGAGCACUACAACCAGCCCAAGUCCCUGGAUGAAGCUCUGAAGUACUGCAACUACGUGUUCACCAUCGUGUUUGUUUUCGAGGCCGUUCUGAAGCUGGUGGCGUUUGGUUUUCGGAGGUUCUUUAAGGACAGGUGGAAUCAGCUGGACUUGGCCAUYGUUCUUUUGUCAAUCGUGGGAAUCACGCUGGAGGAGAUUGAGAUGAAUGCUGCGCUGCCCAUCAAUCCCACCAUAAUCCGCAUCAUGCGCGUGCUGAGGAUAGCCAGAGUGCUGAAACUGCUUAAAAUGGCCACUGGGAUGCGAGCUCUCCUGGACACAGUGGUGCAGGCACUUCCCCAGGUAGGGAACCUUGGCCUUCUUUUUAUGCUCCUGUUUUUUAUCUAUGCUGCCCUGGGAGUGGAAUUGUUUGGCAAGCUAGACUGCAGUGAAGAGAAUCCUUGUGAAGGGCUGAGCCGGCACGCAACGUUCACCAACUUCGGCAUGGCCUUUCUCACCCUCUUCAGGGUGUCCACAGGGGACAACUGGAAUGGUAUCAUGAAGGACACUCUACGGGAAUGCACCCGGGAAGACAAGCACUGCCUCAGUUACUUGCCUGUCAUCUCUCCCGUCUACUUCGUCACCUUCGUCCUCAUUGCACAGUUUGUGCUGGUCAACGUGGUGGUGGCGGUGCUGAUGAAGCACUUGGAGGAGAGCAACAAGGAGGCGAAGGAGGAUGCUGAAAUGGAUGCUGAGAUUGAGCUGGAGAUGUCCAGAGGAUCGACCACUGCAGCUGGCAGCGGGAGCAGAGGAGGUGCCGUGGCCCUGGAGGGCAGGGCACCCUACAGAAGCCAGGAAGUCCUGAAAUCUGAGCCAGCGUUACAGCCAAAACACCAAGCCCUGGGCAGCGCGACCUGUCUGCGUCCCCACAACCCGCAGAACCUGCUGACGGUCCGCAAGAUCUCCGUUUCCCGCAUGCACUCCUUGCCCAACGACAGCUACAUGUUCCGCCCUGUGAUGCCAGCGAAAGCCCCUUUCCCCCUCCAUGAGGUGGAGAUGGAGACGUAUCCCUGCAAAGCCCAAAGAGGCUCCAUCACCUCCAUCCACUCGCAGCCCGCGGGCACCUGCUCCUCCCUGCGAGUCCCAACGGAGACCUUCCCGCUGGCRCGCUCUCCCAACCACGAAGGCCGCCCCCGCUGGAAGAUCCUUCCCCCGCACGUUGUCCCUCGCUCUCCUGCUCUCAACAAGCUGCUGUGCAGACAGGAGGCCGUCCGAAGGGACUCGGUGGACACGCAGCCGCCGGACACCAAGGACAAGCUGCAAGCGGAGCCCGGCGAGACGUCCCCGUGCCAGAGCUCCUUCCCCGCCAGCCCGCUGCAUCCCGCCUCCAUGCCGGGCUCCCCUCCGCGCUCGCCGCUCCGGCCCGCCGGCCUCUCCGCACGGAAAAUCCCACGUGGCGGCGGCACYGGGCGGCCGCCCAGCCCCGGCGGCAGCGAGGCCGAGGGCGGCCCCGCCGAGCCCUGCGACGCGGCCGACCAGGAGGUCAGUCACAUCAACAGCGCCGCCAAGGCCUGGGCCCAGCGCCCGGACGCCGGCGGCCGCUCCACGUCGCCCCUCGUCUCCCCGGCCCCGUCGCCCCUCCAGAACUGCAGCCCCCCGAGCCCGUGCGGCGGCGGCGGCAGGGAGAAGGACUUGAAGAAGUUCUACAGCAUCGACACCAAGGGCUUCCUGGCUAAGCCGAGCUGGGCGGACGAGCAGAGGCGACACUCCAUCGAGAUCUGCCCCUCCGGCGGCGACGGCUUCGCGGUGGCCGCCGAGGAGAAGCCGCGCCCGGCCGCCCACGCGCCGCCCGAGUCCGAGUACAUCCACGGCGCGCGGAGGAAGAAGAAGAUGAGCCCGCCCUGCAUCUCUAUAGAUCCUCCCAUGGAGGACGACGGCGGGGCGGCCUCGCGCUCCAAGGCCUCCGAGAACAGCACGCUGCGCCGAAGGACCCCGUCCUGCGAGCUCCCGGCCUUCCGGGAGCCCCCGGAGCCGGCCGAGGGCCAGCCCGCGGAGGCGGCCGCCAAGGCGGAGCGCCGCGGGCCUCACCUCACCGUGCCCAACUUCUCCUUCGAGCCGGCGGACGGCGCCGCCUCGGGCGGCCUCCCCGAGCCGGCCCCCGCGGACUCCGACCUCCCAAAGACUCCGCGGAGCCCCCCGGAGAAAAGCAAGGAGCUGCUGGGCCCGGCCAGGAGCCCCCUUCGGAAGCAGGACUCGGCCACGGGGGCCGUGGCGACAGAGGAGGCCGCGCCGGAGCCCGUAUAGCUCCGCGCGCCGGGAACACGGGGGUCUCAAGGGCUUGACACCAAACGCGGGGGUUGGAAAAUCCCAAGGGACCGCGCGGCUCCGUGGCCCCGCUCCCGGGUUUCU